Aphanomyces invadans is the source of this 1331-nucleotide messenger RNA. RefSeq lists its product as hypothetical. Bases 74 to 532 code for a protein of 152 amino acids. The record is from RefSeq and is a predicted model, not a curated record. The transcript is spliced from 2 exons. NCBI's taxonomy places the organism in Eukaryota, Oomycota, Saprolegniomycetes, Saprolegniales, Verrucalvaceae.
GUCGCGCGAGCUCAAGUUGUACUUGGUCAGAACUGCAUUGUCAGUGCGUACGAGAGCUCCAUCGCGAACGCCCAUGAAUUCGAGCCGCAACGGCUGCCAAGACGCACAGCAGGCGGCUGCGAGUUGCGAUGGGUCGUCGUCUAGCGGCAUGAGCGUCACGAGCUACAACGCAGGGGAUGGUGCCACCGGCGGGUCGUCCCAUGACCAGAUGCAGCUUGAAGCGAGGCGAGCAAGGCGUCGCCACCGAAGUAAGAUCAACCAACGCAAGUACCGCGCAUGGCAGCGUGCGGCCAACAACCAGCUCCAGCACGACGUGAACGAGCUCCAGACGCAUACCAAGCGUUUGGAAUCGCACGUGCUAGCAUUAUACAACGGCGAACGGUUCCUCGCCGAAGAGAAAAGCAUUCAAGAAUACGUGCGCUUGUUCGCCCAUGGAUUUGACCGAUCCGAGAGGCAAGUGACGUUUCUGCGCUACUUCAUGGCCCCCGACGUGUGGUGUGGGGGACAGGUACAUUUUCGCCCUGCCGUUUGAUGUGGUCGAAAACUUGCUUAUUAAAGGUUAGCACGGCAUAGACCACGUGAUCGAGUUGUGGGAAGGCGUCGGUGCAACCUUUGCGCCGUUUCGACUCGAGUUUGUACACGUUGCCGGGCUCUUUGCCCUGGCCGACGACGUGAUCGUCCAAGCGAAAGUAAUGGCUCACUUGAAGCUCAACCCCGUCGCCCUCGACGCUGUCUUUCCCAACUUGACCAAGAAUCACCCCGAGUUGGCGAAAAAGCUCAAGAACCAAGUGCUGCCACUGCCGCUGCUCCCAACGUUUGUCUUCGACUCUACCAAGCGCGUGGUGCGAAUAGACUUCGAGGCGAACGUGUUCACAGCGCUCGUCGCCCUCUUGGGCAACGUCCACGACGUGGCCACGGCCCUCGACGGCGCUCCAUGCCAUCUCGACGCGAUCCUCAAGCGCAGGAAACUGUCGACGUAAACUCGUCAUCGUGUGGAGAGCCAGCGCCGGCCUCUCAAGCGUCGGCUCGCCACCGCCGCACAAUCGCAAGUCGGAAAUACGAUACGGUCACUUACACAUAGGGGAGGCAGGCAAGAGCACGCGAGCUCCGAAGGGGGUCCGCUUUUCCUGGCAGCUCUGAUUCAGGAACGGAUCCUGGAACAUGUCAUCCUUCGUUGAAUCGUGCCGACGUAGUGGAGAGAUGGAAGCGGUACCAGGGUACAGGCUCAUGCUUGCCUGAUUUCGCUUCGACUUCCCAGUCGUAGCAACGCUAUAUGGACUCUGCACGAGCAUGGUUGAUUUGUUAUUGCUGAACCGAUCGAUCGUUCGCGC